Budorcas taxicolor (takin) is the source of this 576-nucleotide messenger RNA. RefSeq names its product transmembrane protein 95 (gene TMEM95). Gene Ontology annotation, cellular component: sperm plasma membrane; acrosomal membrane. Lineage: Eukaryota; Metazoa; Chordata; Mammalia; Artiodactyla; Bovidae. The coding region runs from base 52 to 576 and encodes 174 amino acids. The transcript is spliced from 7 exons. The record is from RefSeq and is a predicted model, not a curated record. Gene Ontology annotation, biological process: fusion of sperm to egg plasma membrane involved in single fertilization.
UCCCAGCCUAGGUGGGGCCAGCCCUCCCUCCAGCAGCCCCCAGCCGGCCUCAUGUGGACACUGGCACUAGGUGGGAUCUUCCUGGCAGCCGUUGAGGCCUGUGUCUUCUGCCGCUUCCCAGACCGUGAGUUGUCGGGCCGCCUGGCUCGGCUCUGCAGCCAGAUGGAGGUCCAGUGGAAGGACUGUGAGGUCUCCUGGACAUUCUCGGCCUUUGCCUUAGAUGAUGCAUCCUUGAACAAAAUCACAGAGAAGACUCACAGAGUCCUGAGAGUCAUGGAGAUCAAAGGGUCUCUCUACUCACUCCCUUCAUAUUGGCAAUGGCUUCAAAAGACCAAGCUCCCCGAGUACAACAGAGAAGCUCUCUGCCCUCCCGCCUGCCGGGGCAGCACCAUCCUGUACAACUGUUCCACCUGCCAGGGUUUCGAGGUGUACUGUUGGCCCCGAAAGCGCUGCUUCCCAGGAAGUCACGAUCUUUGGGAAGCUCGGAUCCUGCUCCUCUUUGUGUGCGGAACUGCCCUGCUCCUGGGUGUUCCGAGCCUCGCGGUGGAGUACAACCACUUCCAAGCAAAAAGUUGA